AUGUGCCUGCACUGUUUAGGGGACGAAAGCACCCAAGUUAGCCCCGAAGGCCCAAGACGGCAUCAUCCUUCAGAAGUCGAUGAAAAGCAGUCCAUAUAUAAACGUAUUCAGGCUAUGCAAAACCUAAGGAAAGAGAAGAGAAAACUUGAUAAGCGGUUUGCAAAGCCUUCUCCAAUUCCUGAACCAGGGCUCCUAGUAAGUAUGAAGACUUCACUAAAAUGA
Molecule: messenger RNA, 222 nt
Organism: Molossus molossus (Pallas's mastiff bat)
Lineage: Eukaryota; Metazoa; Chordata; Mammalia; Chiroptera; Molossidae
Gene: CCDC179
Product: coiled-coil domain containing 179
Exons: 3
Coding region: 1-222 (73 amino acids)
Source: RefSeq, a predicted model, not a curated record